This is a messenger RNA of Cynoglossus semilaevis (tongue sole), 2038 nucleotides long. RefSeq names its product SH3 and cysteine rich domain 3 (gene stac3). The transcript is spliced from 13 exons. Gene Ontology annotation, biological process: positive regulation of protein localization to plasma membrane; positive regulation of voltage-gated calcium channel activity; skeletal muscle contraction. The coding region runs from base 267 to 1265 and encodes 332 amino acids. The record is from RefSeq and is a predicted model, not a curated record. Gene Ontology annotation, molecular function: protein binding. Lineage: Eukaryota; Metazoa; Chordata; Actinopteri; Pleuronectiformes; Cynoglossidae.
AUAAUAGAUAACUAUACAACUAUCAACUUAAGCACACACGUCAGUCGUUAGUUUACUGUGGAAAUAACCUAAAACAGCCUUGAGGAAGGAACAGACGCAAGUGUCCAGUCUGAAUCUGUUAGACGUUUAGUAUAGAAGCAGGUGGGUCAGCUGGUCAGUGAGAUUUAUACCUCUGGGACGUGCAGCCUACGUGAUCACAAGCAGUUGAAGGAUUCAGACACCAACUGACCAGGUGUUCAAGAAAGGGGCAAUAACCAGCAGCCAUCAUGGACCUCGAGGAAGACAAAAACUCUUUGGAUAUUCAUGACAACCCUCCAGUUCCUGACAAUGUAGUGAAGGAAGACGGAGACACUGUCUAUUUCAUAUACGACGAGGAGGUGGAGGUGGAGGAGAAGGAACCAGAGCCUCCUCCUGAUCCUGUUAUUCGAGUUAAUGACAAACCCCACAAGUUCAAGGACCAUUACUGCAAGAAACCCAAGUUCUGUGAUGUUUGUGCUCGCAUGAUAGUCCUGAAUAACAAGUUCGCUCUGAGAUGUAAAAACUGCAAGACCAACAUCCACCACUCGUGUCAGUCAUACGUCGAGUUCCAGAGAUGCUUUGGCAAAAUUCCACCUGGCUUUAGAAGAGCCUACAGCUCCCCCCUGUACAGCAGCGACCAACCAGAUUCAAACAACGUAAACCGGAAUGACCCUGUCUUUGACACCCUGCGUGUUGGUGUCAUUAUGGCUAAUAAGGAACGAAAAAAGAAUGAAAAUGAUAAGAAGAACAUAAUGAUGAUGGAGGAGGAGGAAGAAGAAAACCAGCAGCCCAAAGAGAAUGAAGAGGGAGGAGAAGGGAAGCCAGAUGACAAGAAAGAGAAAGGAGGAGACAAAGCAGACGACAAGAGUAAGGGAACAUUCUCCCAGUCCCACUAUUAUCUGGCUCUCUAUCGCUUCAAGGCCAUUGAGAAAGAUGACCUUGACUUCCACCCUGGAGACCGGAUAACGGUUCUUGAUGACUCCAAUGAAGAGUGGUGGAGAGGAAAAAUGGGAGACAAGACAGGAUAUUUUCCCACCAACUACCUAAUCAAAGUGCGUGCAUCAGAGAGAGUCUUCAAAGUCACACGCUCCUUCGUUGGGAACAGAGAGAUGGGACAAAUCACACUGAAGAAAGAUCAGAUUGUGGUGAAGAAAGGAGACGAAAAAGGUGGCUACCUAAAGGUCAGCACUGGACGCAAGCUGGGCUACUUCCCUGCUGAUCUUCUGCAGGAGAUCACUGUGACAUAAAGAGACAUUCGUCCUGCAUUUUAAACCAGUGUCGUACUCUCCAUCAGUCUCCUGGAAACCCACCUGCCUUUCAGACAGGGGCAAUGUGCUCCUUCAACUUUGACCUAAAGGAGGCAAAAAGAGCAGUAAUGUUUAUCAACAAAUGUGUGAAAUUUACACCCAUGCUCAAGCCAAACGGUGCAUAGGGUUUUUUGUGGUUUGCACAAUUUAAAUAAAAAUAAAUAAACAUAGUCAUUAGGUUAUGCCUGUUAGGUGUACAGUAGAUCAAGAUAGCCAUAGAGCCUUGAGGAAAGUUGCAAAAAACAGCUGAACAAUUGAGGCAAAAAGUUUUAAAAAACAGUGUUUUAAAAAACACAUUUUAGGUACAGAGAUUUACACUUCUUAAUCAGUGGACACAUGUAAACCAUUAACAACAAUACAUUAGCCACAAACACUAUUACAAUAUUAUAUUAAUUGAUUAUAGUCACAAGGACAGUCAUGUUGUUAAUAAAUACUUUAUAACAACUAAUUAAGGGCUGCUACUAAACAGAUUUACGUGAAUAUAAAUGAAUAUAGCAGCCACACAGAAACUCCAUUGAAUCCUAAUGUGUAACUGGAUAAGUAUGUCAAAGUUUAAAAAUAAUUAAUAUAAUUAUUAUUGGUGAUAGGUAAUAAAAAAUACCACUGUGCGUGUUCUAUUUACUUCUUGUUAGUGAUCAUACUGUAGUAUCCCUAAUGCUAUUUUAAUGUGUAUAUUGCUUUAUUUUAAUUAAAUAAAGACAACAUUGAAAGAU